This is a messenger RNA of Trichoderma reesei QM6a, 1250 nucleotides long. RefSeq lists its product as uncharacterized. Gene Ontology annotation, biological process: endoplasmic reticulum to Golgi vesicle-mediated transport. The record is from RefSeq and is a predicted model, not a curated record. Gene Ontology annotation, cellular component: endoplasmic reticulum membrane; COPII-coated ER to Golgi transport vesicle. Lineage: Eukaryota; Fungi; Ascomycota; Sordariomycetes; Hypocreales; Hypocreaceae. The transcript has 5 exons. The coding region runs from base 380 to 799 and encodes 139 amino acids.
UUCCGCCCACAAACUCGAGUCUUCAGCUUCGUCAUUCUCGUUAUUACCGACUCGCCGCACCAGCAUCUCUUUUUAAGGCCACCUCGCCUUUUUCUUUGCGCCCUCGCCAACUGAAUCUAACAACACCCGUUCCCCUCCCACAGCCGCGCCGCAAGUCGAAGCUCGUAACGGAAGCUCGAGCAACGCCCACUCCGCUAUCGCCUCUACCUAGCUGAAGGAACCGACAAGAAACAUCUUCCUCUCUCUCUUCCUCUCUCCCUCUCGACUCUGCUGCUCCCGCUUGUGCUGCUCCCGCUGCUGCUGCUGCGUCUGUCGCCUCACCUCGUCCUCCUCCUACCGCUUGCUGUCCGCCUAGCUCGUCGUCUCGAAAACACACGUCAUGAUGUCUGGAGAAGCGUGGCUGUUCCUGUUGGCGGUGUUAAUCAACGCCGUCAACCUGUUCCUGCAGGUCUUCUUCACCAUCAUGUACAGCGACCUGGAAUGCGACUACAUCAACCCCAUCGAUCUCUGCAACCGCCUCAACGCCUACAUCAUCCCCGAAGCGGCCGUCCAUGGCUUCCUGACCUUUUUGUUCCUCAUCAACGGCUACUGGGUUGCGCUCAUUCUCAAUCUUCCUCUCCUCGGAUACAACAUCAAGAAGAUCGUCGACAACACCCAUCUUCUUGACGCCACCGAGAUCUUCCGAAAGCUCAACGUCCACAAGAAGGAGUCGUUCAUCAAGCUGGCCUUCCACUUGAUCAUGUUCUUCUUCUACCUCUACAGCAUGAUCGUCGCCCUCAUCCGUGACGAGUCUUCGUAAACCAGACGUCGAAUUCACCGGCGAAACUACCUAACCCAUCACACCAAUUUCUCCGGCAGGGCCGACGCGACCAAACAUAACGGCAACUCUGACGAAGGGGGGGUGCCGGUAGGGCAGAGUAGGGCAGAACGAGCAUGGGACACUGGAAAUGGACCGAUUAUGACUAGAAUUACGCUACGAUGGAGCAACAUGACUUGAUGGCGCGGAUGACUUUGGGGGGGGCGGCUUCGCAUGCAGUUUCAGGCACGGCGUCUGGUGACAUGCUGGCGCUUUGAGCUUCAUACCGAGAGCGACCCCUUCCUCUCUUCGUCUGGAAGAGAUGAAGUUCGAGACCAAGGCUACAGCAGCUUCGUUCUCUUCCUUGUAUACGAGGAUGGAUGCUGCUGGGUCGGGCAGGGUUGGAGUAAUGACGACACUUGAAUGUGAGGAGGAGAUGAUUUGGCUGAAUGAC